CGCACACGUGACGUUACCCAGCAUUCUGCGGGCGCGCGGACAGAAACUGACAGAACAUCGAGGAAGAGGAUGCGGGUCGCCUCAGACAUGGAUUACAAGGUUGUGUUCGCAGCCUUGGAUACUAUGUGUGAAGACAACAUUUCUGUGCUGUGCGGGCCGUCUGAUUUGCCGUACGGUUCUGUUGCCAAGCGCCUGAUCACGUGCAUGAAGCAGAUUCAGGAGCACGGCCGAGCGCUGGAGCCCGUGGUCGGCAGCUUCACCACCGUCUACCACCACUACGACUUUGACGCACAGACGCCUGGGAACGGCUACCGCACCCUGGUCAAGGUCUUAAACUCCUGCCUUUUGCACAUCAUCCACAAGGGCCGUUACAUCGCUGCCAAUUACAACAGUGCCUUCUUCAGGGCGGACCACAAUGCGUUGGAGAUGGAGGCGUACUGCAGCGCUCUGUGCCAGCUGCGCGCCCUGCUCCACCUCGCCCAGCAGCUGAUCAACGACAACGAAUACGGCCAGCUGUACUCCCUGCAGGACAGGGACCUGAGCCACAGGUUUGUGCAGGAGUACAGCUCCAUGCACAAGGCGUGUUUCUACGGCCGCUGUCUGGGCUUUCAGUUCUCUCCCACCCUUCGGCCGUUCCUCCAGACCGUCGUCAUCAGCAUGGUUUCGUAUGGAGAGACGUACGGUAAACAGCAGUCUGGGUUGGGUUUGGCUGCACUCUCUCUCCUCACAUCGGGGAAGUACGUCAUUGAUCCAGAGUUGCGGGGCGCUGAGUUUGAACGCAUUACCCAGAACCUGGAUUUGCAGUUUUGGAAGUCCUUCUGGAACCUCACAGAGUCCGGCCUUAUAACAGGCUUCAGCAGAAUAGCUUCUAACCAAGUGCAGGUGAACUUUACCCUGACUGUGCCUCCCGUCACUCUACGCCUUCCUCUGGCCUCAGACCCCAGUCUAACAGCCACUGUGUCGCCUCCCAUAGCCCACUGGGGCCCCGGGCCAGUCCACAUGCGCCUGAUCUCCUAUGAGCUCCGAGAAGGACAGGACAGUGAAGAGCUGCUGGCUUUGUCCCGAACAGACCCUCCUCCCAUCUCAGCGUCCCAUCUCCCCUGGGUGCAGAAGCAGCCUCGUUCCCCCUGGCUGCUCAUACACUUCCAUGGAGGAGGUUUUGUAGCCCAGACGUCCAGGUCCCAUGAGAAUUAUCUUCGGAGCUGGUCAAAGGAGCUGAACGUCCCUGUCCUCUCUGUCGACUACUCUUUGUCCCCUGAAGCGCCCUUUCCCAGAGCUCUGGAGGAGUGUUUCUACGCCUACUGCUGGGCACUGAAUAACUGUCACCUGCUGGGCUCCACAGCAGAGCGGGUUUGCCUGGCGGGGGACAGCGCUGGAGGAAACCUCUGCAUCACUGUGUCCAUGAAGGCCAUGUCCAGCGGCAUCCGAGUCCCUGACGGCAUCAUGGCCGCCUACCCUGCUACUUUGCUCACCACUGAUGCCUCGCCCUCCCGCCUUCUCACGCUCAUCGACCCACUGCUGCCUCUGGGUGUUCUCGCAAAGUGCCUCAACGCCUAUGCAGGUGCAGAGUCUUACACGGUGCAGCCUGCGGUUGGAAGUGGCAGUCUGAGCGCUCUAGGCAGAGACACAGCCAUGCUGCUCAGCGACCUCACCCAGGGCGCCUCCAACUGGAUCCAGUCCUUCCUGGACCCCAUGCUGAGCACAGGUGGAUCACGCUCCCUGUCGUCAUCACAGAGGAGGUCCCACAGCAGUGAAACCCUCAGGACAUCAGCUCACGCCUCUGCACAAAACUCUGAAAGUCACGUGGGUUACCCACAAGGCUUUGAGCCCCUGCGCUCAGAGUGCCUGGCUUUUAUUCGCCGAACCUCCUGUCCCAUUAUCAGGAACCCGUUUGUUUCGCCUCUGCUGGCUCCAAACAACCUGCUGAGAGGCCUGCCGCCUGUACACAUAGUGGCCUCUGCUCUGGACGCCUUGUUGGAUGACUCUGUCAUGUUUGCCAAGAAGCUGCGAGACAUGGGCCAGCCCGUGAGUCUGACGGUGGUGGAGGACCUGCCUCACGGCUUCCUCAGCCUGUCACAGCUCGCCAAGGAGACGGAGGUUGCCACGGAGAUCUGCAUUGCGCGGAUGAGGGAGGUUUUCGAGCAGGAAAACCCGACACCUGCAUUUUACAAACGACCAAAGACAGAAGAGACUUAUCAGAGCACCAAUCCAUCAGACUGAGUUAUCUGUCAGUCUCGGGACUUUGCUGUUUUUUGGGAUGAAAAAGAGAACUGAUAUAAUGUGGUUAGAGUGGGAAACACAUCAGGGAAUGAAUGCAACAAAAACUGUAGAACAAGAGAAAGCUUAGGGACACUGCACUUAAAACCUAAACUGCACAACAUUUUCUGCCAGCUCUAAUAUGAUCCUAAAUAAUGAUAAAAUAGUAAAUAAUAAUUAUUUUUCUACAAAGAUUUACACAUAUUAGCUGCAAAUAAAAUGCACACUGAAAAUAUUACAGACUUACAGAAAUUUAACACAAGAGAAAUCACCACAACCAGCCCUGGCAGUGAGUUAUAAACUGAUGUGUGUCGGUAACGGGAGCUGUUGUGUCUUGAAUUUAAAGUGUUGCUGUGUUUGCAUAGUCUACAUCAAACUGACCAGGAUUAAAGGUUUACUUGUACUGGAAACACACUCCAGAUGCACUGUAUUAUAAUUAUCAUUAGACUAAAUGUAUCAUCUGGUUUUACCAGUUUGUCACAUGUUUACAACAUAAAGGAGGCCUUCGACUUUGUAUUUACCAGCAGUAUGUGUAUGUGGGCGUGAAAGUUACUUGUUAUACUGUAAAUUAAUUCUGAAAAUUUCUUAUUUAAGUAUUUAACACUGUAUUGUUAUAUACCUAAGGCCUGUAUUAAAUCAAAACUACAAAGAUUA
Messenger RNA from Lates calcarifer (barramundi perch), 2910 nucleotides. It is a transcript of the gene lipea, whose product is annotated as lipase, hormone-sensitive a. Gene Ontology annotation, biological process: triglyceride catabolic process; cholesterol metabolic process. The record is from RefSeq and is a predicted model, not a curated record. Lineage: Eukaryota; Metazoa; Chordata; Actinopteri; Centropomidae. Gene Ontology annotation, cellular component: cytosol. Gene Ontology annotation, molecular function: triacylglycerol lipase activity; sterol ester esterase activity.